AUGCUGUUUAAUCUCCGUCUGGCCCUCGUGGCCACGAUGCUCCUGGGCGUCGCCCUUGCCGAGCACACGAACAACUGGGCAGUCCUGGUCGGCACGUCGCGCUUCUGGUUCAACUACCGCCACAUGGCCAAUGUGCUGGCCAUGUACCGAACCGUCAAGCGACUCGGAAUCCCCGAUUCGCAGAUCAUCAUGAUGCUCCCCGACGACAUGGCGUGCAACCCUCGAAACUCCUUCCCCGGCACUGUAUACAGCAACUCCAAUCGCGCCGUCGACCUCUAUGGCGACAAUAUCGAGGUGGACUAUCGGGGGUACGAGGUCACCGUGGAGAACUUCAUCCGGCUCCUGACCGACCGCGUUGGGCCCGACACGCCCAGGAGCAAGCGCCUGCUCACGGACGACCGAAGCAACAUCCUGGUGUACAUGACGGGACACGGAGGCAACGAGUUCUUGAAGUUUCAAGACGCCGAGGAAAUCGGUGCAUGGGAUCUGGCAAAUGCGUUCGAGCAGAUGUGGGAAAAGAAAAGAUACCACGAGAUCCUCUUUAUGAUCGACACGUGCCAGGCAAAUACCAUGUUCAGCAGGCUGUACUCCCCCAACAUCAUCGCGACCGGCUCCUCGAAGCUUGACCAGUCCUCCUAUUCGCAUCACGCCGACAAUGACGUUGGCGUGGCCGUCAUUGAUCGAUACACGUACUACAACCUCGAGUUCUUGGAGGGACAGGUCAAGGACAUCAACAGCAAGAAGUCGAUUGGCGAGCUAUUCGACAGCUAUGAUAUCAGCAAGAUCCAUUCCGAUCCUGGCAUACGCUACGACCUCUUCCCCGGGGGCGCCGACGCAGCACGUGGGCGCCUCAUCACCGACUUCUUUGGAAACAUUCAGAACGUGGAGGUGGACAAGUCAAAGGAUCCCGGUUUCGACGAGGAGAUGCUCGAAUUGAGCAAGACCAUUGCCCGAUUGAUGAAAAAGGCAGAAGAGGAAGAGGCUGCCGCACUUAACCAAACUGCUAGCAUGCCAGCCAGCGUGCCCACCGAGCCUGCCAGCAAGAUACUAGGCGCCACUGCGUUGACAGACGAUAGCUGGUGGUCAAAGAAGGUGAUCGGGGUGUCUGCAUUGGCUGGAUGCGCUCUGCUCUGGGGGCUUGCCUGGUCCUGCGAUGCCGAGCUUGCAGUGGCCACGGACGACACGGUUCACAUCUUCCUUCCCGAGUACAACAACCAAAGCGAUGAAUCCGAAAUUGCCAUCCAAAGCCAGUUCACGUUGUCCAUCAGCGCAUCGAAUUGCUUCAUGCCCUUGACGGGUGUCAACAACCAACUCUGCGCUCAAGCUGGCGUCACCCUGCCGCCCACAAAUCUCACUCUGAAGCAGGAUGGCAUCACUCCAGGGUUCUCGAAGAGCGCUGUGACCGGUCGAGGGACGGUCUCGCAAGUGGUCAGGGUGGAAUGGUCACCCAACGGACUCGGAGCGAACCUGCGUCCCAUCCUCAUGGUCCUGACGACAAGUGGCGAGCUGCUUGCACUGGGCGAACAGGAUGACCCUGCUACGUCAGGCGUCGCAUCAUUCCAGACGCGCAACACCAAGAUGUGGAAGAUACUCUGGGGAAUAGGUGCUGGCAUGCCCAUCCCAGCGGAAGACCACGAAGGUGCGUACCGCACAAUGGAUGAGCGCAUCGUGGGCUUUUCGUGGGCCAAGGAGGCUGCCCCUGGGCAAGCCCUGCUAGCAUACGAGACAGACCAAGACGAGAUUGUGGUCAUGAGCAUCCAGCAUGUCACCCGGCCAGGAGGUGGCCAUGUAUGGCAAGUUCGGGAAGCGGCUCGCUUUGAUGGCGACGGCCCCCAUGGCACGGAACUUCCACUGUACAUGGCUGUCCGAUCAUCCGUCACCGCCAAGAACCAGGACUGGUACGAAACGAACGACAUUGAAGGCCAGUUUCCGACUCCGUUAUGGGUACGAUCUUUGAGUCGAAAGCCUACGCGCACGGGUACCCGCUACGAAGCUCCGCAGGCACUGGCAGAUUCAGGUUCGGAAGAGUCGUCGUCAGACGAGGAGCAAGCGGAAGACGAACGAGUUGAUGAAGAAGGGAUGCACACUGGUGCUAUGGAAGGCGUUCAUCGAAACGGAGCAGACAGGAGCCCCAAGAAGAAGAUACCUCUCCUUCGAUACCGGCUACAAGGCGUCGCUCUGUCCCCUGGGGGCGGAUGCUCUGCAGUCCUCGUCGAGAAGCAAAGCACAGUUUACCCUGGCCGUAAGGCUGCUUGCAAAGUCUACUUCUCUCACAAAGUAAACAAGGCAGAUGACGACGAGGGGUCUCCGCUUGGCACUAGUAGCAAGAAAUUGACUACCGAGGCUCGCACGUGGGAGUGGAUGUAUGGUGUAGGCGAUGAUGUACCAGGAGUCACGGUGCCGAUCGACCAUGCCAUGCUCGAGGGUCACUCGCCGAUGCGGGACUUUUUCAAGUUACUCAAGGCGAAGCAGAAGUGUCCGCUCUGCCAAGAAAAGGUGAGACUUGAGGGACUGGAAGCCAGGUGCUCCAACAACCAUACGUUCGCCUCCUGCUCGUCUUCGGGCCUCGCAAUCCUGGCGCCGGGUGUAUCCAGGACUUGUGCUGUCUGCCGGAAUCGAUGCCUCAAGUACAGCGAGCUCGUCAGGCUGGCGACGGAGGAGUAUGGUCCUGCGGCACCGUUGCCUGGACCGGGAGAGCUGUGCGGAUACUGUGGGGGGAAAUUUAUCAUCUAG
This is a messenger RNA of Emericellopsis cladophorae, 2733 nucleotides long. RefSeq lists its product as uncharacterized. Gene Ontology annotation, molecular function: GPI-anchor transamidase activity. Bases 1 to 2733 code for a protein of 910 amino acids. NCBI's taxonomy places the organism in Eukaryota, Fungi, Ascomycota, Sordariomycetes, Hypocreales, Bionectriaceae. The transcript is spliced from 5 exons. Gene Ontology annotation, cellular component: GPI-anchor transamidase complex. The record is from RefSeq and is a predicted model, not a curated record. Gene Ontology annotation, biological process: attachment of GPI anchor to protein; proteolysis; protein localization to cell surface.